UGAAAACAAAUUGCAAUCAAUAAAUAAUACAGAAAACGAAGGUAGAACGCAAUGCAACAGCAAAAUGGAAGAAGCAAUGGUGCUCUAUUCCACGCCGGAACACCUCAAUUCCCUCACAUGCCUCGCUCUCUUCAUCGCCAAACACUACCCUUCCAUCUCCGUCGUCCUCCUCUGCACCGCCGCCGCACCCCCUCUCCCCGCCGCGCCCUCCCUCACCUUCCGACGCCUCCCCGCCCCCCCUCUCCCGCCAAAAACCACUUACAACCCCCUCGAGCUCUUCUUCGAAGCCCCUCGCCUCAACAACCCUAAUUUUCGGCGAGCCCUGGCAGAAAUCGCGGGAAAAUCAAACAUCAGAGCGAUCGUCCUCGACUUUUUCUGCUCCUACGCAUUCGAAGUGGGUGAGAGCCUCAGCAUUCCGACCUACUUCUGCAACACCACCGGCGCGUUCGGCCUCUGCGCUCUGCUCUACUGGCCGACCGUUCACGAGAUUACGGGCGGGGAAUUUGGCGACGCCGUUGAGAUCCCCGGCUGCCCGGUGAUUCCGACCACGAAUCUCCCCGAUGUGAUGCGUUUUCCUCAGAGUCUUAGUUACAAACACAUGAUACACAUGGCGACCAACAUGCAGAAAUCAGCUGGAGUGAUCAUCAACGCGAUAUACGCGCUCGAGAUGAGAGCGCUAGAAGCAUUGGAGAACAAUCUGUGCACUCCGAAUUUGCAGACGCCUCCUGUUUACACGAUGGGGCCGUUGAUCGAUGUGGAGAAAAACGCCGCCGCCGAUUGCCUGCGAUGGCUCGAUUCGCAGCCGAGUAAGAGCGUGAUUCUACUCUGUUUCGGGCGGAGAGGCGAGUUCUCGGCGGAGCAAUUGAGGGAAAUGGCGGUUGGAUUGGAGAAUUCCGGGUACGGAUUUAUUUGGGCGGUGCGGAAUCCGGAUCUGGAGGCGGUGCUGCCGGAGGGUUUCCUUGAGAGGACAAGAGGGAGAGGGCUGGUGUUGAAGUCAUGGGCGCCGCAGACGGAGGUGCUAAGGCACGGGUCAGUGGGGGGAUUUGUGACGCACUGCGGGCAGAGCUCGAUGCUGGAGGCGGUGUGGUUCGGAGUGCCCAUGAUAUGCUGGCCGCUGUACGCGGAGCAGAAGAUGAACCGGAUUUUCAUGGUGGAGGAGAUGAAGGUGGCGCUGGCGGUGGAGCUGGGGCCGGAGGGGUUCGUGACGGCAGUGGAGCUGGAGGAGAGAGUUCGGGAGCUGAUGGAGUCGAGGAGGGGGAAGGAGAUCAGGCGCAGGGUGGCAGAUUUCAAAGUCGCGGCGGGGGCUGCGGUGAGGGAGGGUGGAUCGGCGGUUCUGGCGCUACACAAGUUUAUGGAGGCGGUAACUCGGCUUUAGGAUGCGUAAUUCUUCUUAAUUCAUCGUAUUAUGUAUUUCUAUUUGUACUACUAUCUUUCAAGAUCCUACUCCUAUAUCUUAUGCAGUUGAUGGUAA
Salvia hispanica is the source of this 1471-nucleotide messenger RNA. Its product is annotated as chalcone 4'-O-glucosyltransferase-like. Gene Ontology annotation, molecular function: UDP-glucosyltransferase activity. The record is from RefSeq and is a predicted model, not a curated record. NCBI's taxonomy places the organism in Eukaryota, Viridiplantae, Streptophyta, Magnoliopsida, Lamiales, Lamiaceae.